Messenger RNA from Ectocarpus sp. CCAP 1310/34, 2862 nucleotides. NCBI's taxonomy places the organism in Eukaryota, Phaeophyceae, Ectocarpales, Ectocarpaceae. The record is from the annotation of a GenBank genome assembly.
AUGCCUCGAAGAAAUCAACCGCAGGCCCUUUUGCCGCAGCAAGCCGAAGCGAACGUCAGAUCCACAACGAUCUUUCCAGGAGGACUCCUCGCUGGUACAUGUGCCUUUGGGGUGUACCUGGCGACGGUUGCUCCCGGGAUACCUGGCGGCGAUGCCGGCGAGCUGGUGGCCGAGUCCUGCCACCUCGGCACAGCUCAUCCCCCAGGCUACCCGCUGUUCACGCUCCUGAACCACAUGACCACCCGCGGUCUUCCGAUUCUGUUGGAAUAUGUAGGCUUUAGCUCGGGCACGGAGGCAGACGGGGGGGCGUCGCCCGCGUGUACGUGCCUCCGCGAUCGGUUGUGGUGGCGAAAGAGUGGAGAUGGUGCAACAACAGUACUGCUGCGGGAGCUCGCAUCAGGGUGUGCGGCGUUACUUUUGGCGUUCUCCCCGCUGACCUGGCAGUACUCCGUCACUGCUGAGGUAUUCGCGCUCAACAACUUCCUUCUCUCAAUCCUGUGCUCGCUUGUUGUGCGAUUCUCGCUUCGCCGGGAGCUUGCAACCGCCACGGGAGGAGCGCUCGUGAGCGGGCUCGCCCUCAGCAACCAGCACACUGCGGUGUUGUAUGUAGCCCCGCUGGCUGCCUGGGUCAUGCUCCAGCUCGUCACCUCGCGCUGCCGCCAAUACCACUCCACUCAUCAACAACGACAGCAACAGGGGCACCCGCAACAGAAGCGGCAGCUGAACCCUUGGCGCCGCCUCUCCUUAGAGACUAUUUUACUUGCAGUCGUGUUUCUGCUCGGCCUUGCACCGUACGCUUUUCUGCCCUUGGCCGCGAAGCGCGCGCCCAAGCGCGGAUCGUGGGGCAACGUUACCACGUGGAGUGGCUUUCUGCAUCAUAUUCGUCGUGGCGAUUACGGGUCUCUGCGGCUUUACUCUGGCAAGGCCGGGGGCAGUAGCGGGAAGGGCCUUGGCCGGGACUGCGCGGAGCGCCUUUUGAGUUGGUUUGACGACCUGUCGUCAGUGCAGGGACUCGGCGGGGUGGUUCCGGCUCUGGCAGUGCUCGGGAUGCUGUCUCUGUUAGUUUUCAUACCGUCGAAAGAAAGAGGACGUGAAGGAGAGGGGAGAAUGCGUAUCGACAUUGUAUCAGGGACGACGUCUUCGAAGGGUCCCAUGAUGGAGUUCUUCUCUGGAGCUCUAGUGGCACCGUCGUCCGGUAGCCGCACGGGCUGCAGUGAGCUGGCGUCGUCACUAUCGUGCAGGACAAAGAAGGGAAUCCGUCGUCGCUCGAAGAAGACUAGUUGCGCGGCGUCACCACGUCCCGCACCGACAGCGGGUACGAGAUGUAAAGACGAGACAGAGCGAGGGAGUUCAACAGGGUCAACCUGGAAAUCGACGGGCAGCAAGGAGCAGCAUCAGCAGAAUACGGCAAAACAAAACGAGUCGCCAAUGUCGAGGACGGCCACACCGUGUUCUACCGCAGUUCGGGUCCUGGCAUCGUGGGACGACACGGGAUUCAGCGCUCCGGCAGCACUGUUGGCGGCCCUAGUCUUGUACUUGGUCGUGUUCCACUGGUUGUCGAAUAUGCCACUUGAUGACCCACUCCUCUUCGGAGUCCACGCUCGCUUCUGGAUGCAGCCCAACAUCGUGGUGUUCGUUUUCUGCGGAGUCGGCAUGUACCAGACGUUCGAUCUCAUCAGAUGGGCACGGCGCUACAGUGUACUUCGCAUAUUGUUUCAUUACCAUCUUCGCUUGCUUGAAACGCAACACGUCAAAGUAUGCCACCAACAAACGAGCCGUUACGCGCUGCUCACUGCCAACAGACGGUGGUUGGGCCAAGGAAUCGGAGCUAUAUUGGCGGCCAUGGCGUGCGUCGGGCUUGUUCGUGCACAGCUAGCCAGGGGCUACGCGGCGGGAGACCAGCGCGGCGCCACCCACUUCAGCAGUUACGCGAGGGCGGUGCUCGGCCCACUGCCACCGAGGUCGAUAUUUCUCAUCAACAACGACCAGAUGGUUUGCGAGGGGUUCCGACAGGACGUCAGUCUCUUAAACAUGGCUAUGAUGACCUUCCUGUGGUGGGACGUGAAGAGGGACUUAUAUCCUCAGAUAAAAUUUCCCGGCGAAAGAUACGCGGCCGCCGGUGCCACCCAUGACAAAGCUAGUGGCGGUGGCGGUUUCACCUUGCUCGAGUUUCUCGACGCAAAUUUCGACCGUGCCUCGGGCAAUAUAUUCAUGGUAGGGAGGCCCAACUUUCCCGAGCCAUCCAUGGACGCCGCAUACGACUUCGUUCCAGUGGGGCUGGCGAGGAGGGUGGUACGCCGCCUCAACUCGGCGCCGCUUCCGACGGCACUAUGGGUUUGUCACUCCUCCAAGGCCUGGGAGACAGUGGCGGCAGAAUUUCGGGCGGUCGCAACCGUCGGAGACACUUACGGUAGCAACAGCAACGGGGUCUGGGGCUUGAUUGCUUCGCUGGUAGACCGCCGCCGCCGUGGAGGCAGCCGCCGUGCCACAGCUGCCAGCACUACCGAAAACAACGAAGGUAGCGAGGACCGAAGCCUGUCGCUGCCCCCGCGGGACAAAUACGGGCCGGAAUGGUGGGAGAGCACCCUGAGAAUAAUUGUGUACGACGCGGCCGCGGAGACGGCCGCGUACGGCCUGGAGCGAGCUCUGGCGGUGCCAGAUGAGGAGCGGGGGCCGUUCGAGCGGGAUAUGAUGGUCACAGCCGUUCUGUACCUAGAAGCGGUGCUGCGGAGCUACAACGGAAUGUGGGUGGGGCGUGCUUGUUUUUGUUUUUGUGCCUCGCCUUUUUAUCUUAUUUCGUCGGAUAUCUUCGGGUUAAUUCAAGUAGAAAAAUCAACGUCGGCUUCUCAGCUACGUGUGUGA